This is a messenger RNA of Seminavis robusta, 1029 nucleotides long. NCBI's taxonomy places the organism in Eukaryota, Bacillariophyta, Bacillariophyceae, Naviculales, Naviculaceae. The record is from the annotation of a GenBank genome assembly.
AUGCCCACACCUGUUCCAACCAUUGCUCCUACAGCUGGAUAUGUGUUCCCAGACAAGCCGACUCUCAUUGAUGCCUUGGAGCAAGGGGAUUAUUCACCAACAGGACCUUAUGGCACCAUUACAACAUGGAAUGUACAGGCAGUUGACAACUUCAGCAGCUUGAUAAACAGCAUAUCAAGUGUGUCUACCUUCAAUGGUGAUGUCAGUAACUGGGAUACCAGCAGUGUGACCACAAUGGAGUUAGCUUUCUUUGGCGCCAGCUCCUUCGAUGUUGAUCUCAGUUCCUGGGAUACCAGGAAGGUAACAUCACUAGGUCUUACCUUCGCUAACAAUGCCUUCAAUGGAGAUGUCAGUACCUGGGCCUUUAAUGGUGAUAUUAGUUCCUGGGAUACCAGAAAGGUCACAAAAUUGGAUGCUACAUUCGAUAAUGCAGCUGCCUUCAAUGGUGAUCUCAGUUCCUGGGAUACCAGUCAAGUUGAUUCCUUGGUGCGGACAUUCAGAGCGACAGCUGCAUUCAGUGGUGAUCUCAGUUCAUGGGAUGUCAGGAAGGUCACAAGCCUGGCUGAAACAUUCGAAGGUGCCACCUUGUUCAAAAGUGAUAUCUCCAACUGGGAUGUUGCAUCCGUGACAACCUUUAACGGCAUGCUGGAUGGUGCUUCAGCUUUUGACCAUGAUUUGUGUUCCUGGGGUACCAAGAUCACAGGCACUCCAGAUGUCACUGAUAUGUUUUUGAGUACCUCUUGUCCUGAAUCAGCAACAGUGGUUAACUUGGCUGCAUCUCUAAAGGGGCCUUUCUGCUACACGUGCUCAGCCCCCACCAAAGCACCAACCAAAGCACCAACCAAAGCACCCACAAAGACACCAAGCCAGGAGCCAAGCAUAGUUCCAACCCUGUAGGAACGACUUGAGGAAUUCUCGCGUUCUUUGUCCCGGUGGGAGGCACAGCAAAAUCUGUGAGACGUGGUCUACUUUAGCUAGCUAGGAACCAAAGGUCCGCACAUCUACUGGCUAGCUAGAGACAACCGGGGC